Molecule: messenger RNA, 537 nt
Organism: Zymoseptoria tritici IPO323
Lineage: Eukaryota; Fungi; Ascomycota; Dothideomycetes; Mycosphaerellales; Mycosphaerellaceae
Exons: 2
Coding region: 1-537 (178 amino acids)
Source: RefSeq, a predicted model, not a curated record
AUGAAACGUCCAGCUCGCAUCACCGAGCAAUCGCGCAUGCCAUCACCGAACAUCGCUGCAAGACUGGAAACUUAUCUUCACGACCUCUCCACGCUGAGCAACACUGCCCGGAGUGUGGACGAAGUCACACCUACCCGUCGGGCCAUGUUCCCUUAUGCUCCUGCUGGAUUCCCUCUGAUCGUUUCUGCAGAGACGGUCGUGUUCCCGCAGAACGCCGUUCUGGCGAACCCAAAAGCGCGGCCUGAGGACCGAUGCGAGGCCGAAGCUGAAGGUCUGGUGGAGACGAUGUUGCAGGAGCGUCAUGCGAAGAGAACCGGUGCAGUAGGCCGGUUGGGGACAAAGUGGCGGAUGUUUGUCGCGGACAAAGUCGAUGGACGCAAGCGGCAGCUAACGAGGAGGUUGUUGGGAGGGCUUGCUGAUGAGGCGAGCAGAGCGUGGGAUGAGCAAGCUGAAGGGAUACUGCACAGUCGGCCUCGGCGACCUCGCAUAUGGCUCAUAGGCAAACAGAAAGCAGAGGUGGUCGGCGUACACUGCUAG